AUGACGGAUUCAGGCAUGAACGCAGGCUGCCGUGUCGCCGUGUAUGUGCUGAAACGAUUAUUGAAGUGUGGACGGCCCCGCAGCAGUGGGCCGCACUCAACGCUGGGACCACAGACUGCAGGCGGCGGCUCGCAGCUGGUGGCGGCGCGCGGCGCGGCCUUCGCUCGUGUCCCGACACGCCUAGCGGCCGCGGCCGCCGCGCUGCCGCGGAGUGGGACGAGUGACCGUGGGGGCGGGGGAGGAGGGGGGGGCGCAACGCCGAGCGUGGCCGACCGCCGCCGAGGCGGGCCGAGCGGCGGCGGCGGCGCGGGGCCGCGGCGGGCCGGUCAGAGCUGGCUGGUCGGGCUGGCGCGCUGCACGACAAGGCGCGCCGCUCUGGCUCGCGACGACUCGGGCGCGACGCUGCUGCCGGCGGGGGCGGAGCCGACGCUGUGGCUGCCGCCUCUGCUGCUGCUGCUGCUGCUGCUGGCCGCCGCGCCCGCCUCCGCGGCGGCGGCGCGCUGCGGGGGCGGCGGCGGCGGCCCGGGGGCGGCCGCGGCGGCCGAGCUGGGGGCGCGCGCGCGCGACGCCUCCGUCGUCGCCGAGGCCACCCUCGUAUCGUCCGGCCCCGUCGCCGACGACGGGCGCUACAACGCGACGCUCAAAGUGACGGCGGCGCUCAAGGGCGACGCCGCCUCGGUGCGGCAGCUCCACCUGCGCGUGCCGCUGUGCGCCGGCGGCGGCGGGGGGCGGGCGCCGCGACGCCGCUCCAAGUUCCUCGUGUUCGGCGAGCCGGUGGGCGCCGGCGUCGGGCUGCGACUCGUCGGCGACCCCGUCGCGCUCAACAGGAGGAACCGCGCCGCCUUCGUCAAGGCCGUCAAGGACGCCGUCUGCGCCGCUGACGGUGAGUAA
This is a messenger RNA of Schistocerca piceifrons (Central American locust), 891 nucleotides long. Its product is annotated as glycine-rich protein 1-like. Lineage: Eukaryota; Metazoa; Arthropoda; Insecta; Orthoptera; Acrididae. The transcript is spliced from 3 exons. The record is from RefSeq and is a predicted model, not a curated record. The coding region runs from base 1 to 891 and encodes 296 amino acids.